UCGUGAAACUAUUAUUUCAGGUUUGGAAGAAACAUAUAAACCAAGCUGUCGACUUGUUAUUCGAACUGUAUUACACCUCUGAGGAGGAUACAGAUUAUUCCGCUAUCACAUGGUAUUACGCUCUUUGCUUGGAAUUUUUAUUGGAUGCUUCUAUGAAUUUAGAAAGUUACAAUAGCUGUUACGAAUUUUAUACGUUUAUAAAUACCAAAUUGAAAACUUGCGUAUCGCGAGAUCCAACGAGUCUGUUGCAUCUGAACAAUGCUUUACUUAUCUGGCAAUUAAGAAUGAACGUACCACUGAAUUACGAGCUUGUGAAAGAUGUUAACGAAUAUGUAAAGGAUGUCAUAUCUUACAAUUUCUCACAAUUUUAUUGUUCGAUCAAGGGCCUCGAGUCUUAUUUAUUGAUAUUGUAUCGGCGACUCGAUAUCCCUCACUCGUACGAUCUUUUCGAACGAACGUAUUACGCCAAAAAGAUCAUCAAGUUUCUUCACAACGUGAGCAUCUAUUUCCCGUUUGUCAAACCGUUUACAUAUUUCCUGGAAUCUUACAUGAGACUUCUCCGUGGCCGAAAGUCUUCGUCGCAAACUUGCAUGGCGAAAGCGGAAAAAUACGCUAUCGCUCAAGGAAACAAAAUGGUUAUCGCAUGGAUUGAACAGAACAAAAGGACUUGGGAAGUGGAUUUCUUCAACAACAUGGCUGAAUAUUGGGUGGAAUUCGUGGCGUCCUCGGAAGGUAUUCUAUGGCAAGAGAUCCAUUUGCUCAAGCCGAUCGCUUGGUCUACUAUAUUGUACCCGUAUCCACAUCCCAAGUACAAUUAUUGAUCAAUCGAUUUCUUAAUUCUUCUCCCGAUAAUCGCUGGGAAGAGGAAGAGGAUAAAUGGUGAGAGAAAUAGACACGGCGAGUUGUAGCGAAAUAUUUAUUGAUUAAAGAAGGCGUGUUACAGUUUCAGGUUCUAAAAAAAAAAAAAAAAAAACAUAUACACGACGAUCCCCUCGUGUGUACACGAUACUUGGUUUAAAAGUGAACACUCUCGUUCUUUCUCGGUUCGUUUCUCUCGCAAGGCGACCUCCGCGCUUAUUGAACCUCCAGAUCGAUUUUUAGGAAACCUCUCGCGACCGACGAUACCAGUUUUUUUUUUUUCUUUGCGUUUGUACAUCCACGAUAUACUUUAUAAUUAAUUAAUUAAUUAAUUAAUUCGUCUAUCGGCCGAGUACGCCAAGGAUACAAGCUUCCAGUUGAACGAGAUAAAGGAUCGAGGCGAAGUUGAGACGAGUGAUGAGAGAAAGU
Molecule: messenger RNA, 1287 nt
Organism: Apis dorsata (giant honeybee)
Lineage: Eukaryota; Metazoa; Arthropoda; Insecta; Hymenoptera; Apidae
Exons: 5
Coding region: 153-821 (222 amino acids)
Source: RefSeq, a predicted model, not a curated record